Molecule: messenger RNA, 1428 nt
Organism: Dacryopinax primogenitus
Lineage: Eukaryota; Fungi; Basidiomycota; Dacrymycetes; Dacrymycetales; Dacrymycetaceae
Exons: 1
Coding region: 1-1428 (475 amino acids)
Source: RefSeq, a predicted model, not a curated record
AUGUCGGAUGAUCUCGUUUUUCUUCGUCAUCAUGGAACCCUGGAGUAUCGUGUCUGUCCGUUCGCCAACGAUCCCGUUCACGUCGAGCACGUUCGAGACGCAUAUGAGUGCGCCCUUCCCUAUUUGGUUGAAUGGUGUAGUUUGCUGGAGAGUGACGAGCACUGGCAUAUGAAGCAUUUCUCAUUACACGACAAGAGCGAGGUUUGCGUCCAGCGCUCAGAAGGCACGUCCUGGUCGACCAUGUACAUGAACCUGCCGCGCACCGCCGAUAUGUUCUUCUCGAAAGAGUUCGAGUCGCAGUUCGCCGCUAUGUUCGCUAAAUGCAGCGUUGUAUACGAUGCCGAGGACCUUACACUGCCGUGCAUCUGGAACGCCCCCAAACCGUUUGUCAAUAUCAUCUCGCUCUUGCAAUGCGUUCUCCCUGGACAACUUUUCUUUCUUUCCUAUACUGCCGAUGGAACGGUCGGACACGCGAAUUAUUAUCCCCCGCAUUAUUGGUGCGCAAGUCAUAUUGAAGAGGUCUUGGACGUCACCGGCGCUUGGCUUGGCUUGGAUAUCGAUGAUGCUGUUGAUGCUCGGAUCACGUAUUCGAUCCUUCGUCAAUACAUCAACUUUCACCGCAUCAUACCCAUCCGCGGUCCAGUUACCGACGCCGAGGCCAUUGUGCACACACACAGCGUGCCCUUCCGCUGGGCGCCCGAGAUGAUCUCCGCGGCAAUGGUUGAACUCGAACACCCUCUCACACCUCGGACUCCGCCUCAGCGCACCCCUUCGCCUGAGGAUAUAGAGGAUGGCGAAUAUCUGGACAUUCUUUCCACCCCUGUUCUUUCGUCUACAGCUUCUUCUCCGCUCGAUAGAGACAGAGAAGCGUCACUUCCUCCUUUCCUGGCUGAAAGUGAUUACGAGUCCGACGGCACUUUUGAGAGAGAGUGCAGUGUCUUUAUCCCAGGAUCACCUGCAGCAAGUUACUACGAUCCCGACUCACUGUACCACAUUCUUCACACCGAGGCCGUCGAGACAAUUGCGCCAACCAUGUCUGAAUCCAAUCAAGUCACCGUAUCAGAUUCUACCAGUCCCCAGGAGUACUCCGCUGAUCGAAAGUUGGAGCCGUCAGAGGAUCCCGAGACAGCACACAUCAUACACCCUUCGAAACGCUAUCGAUCGACACAAGAGCGGCGCUUCUUCACGUCGGAUGCUUAUGACGCCGGUCUCACUACUGGCGCAUCUUUGUCUCGUCGUCGACGGAACCGAAAGCGUCGGUUCAAGAUCCGCAAAGCCAAAUGGCACGCAGCGCAACACCGAGAGACUUCAAUGUAUCACUAUCCUACUCAGGCUGACAAACACAAGACAUCGAACAGGCAGCGUGUUAUCGAACCGCCUUUGAUCGACAGGAUGGGAGGAAACUCCGGACGGCUUUUGCCGGAAUAG